AUGAAAUUCGUCUCCCAGCUCCUCGUGACCGUGGCACUGGCUGCAACUGGCGCUGCUGCUCUCGAAAACGGCCUUCAACUGAGCGAGGUCUUCGGCGGCCCGCACGGCAACAAGUACUCCGACUUGGAGUUGGUGUCCCCGGGACACCGCGUCAAGUCCAUCACCAUCCGCACCAGCGAGCGCCUCAACGGCGUCGGUCUCGACAUCGUCGACCCCGCGGGGGUCCCAACGACGUUGUACCACGGCGGCCGUGGCGGAGCCCCCAACACACCGAACAACACCGUCUCCGGAGGCACCCGCACCACCAAGAUCGGGAAGGAUACCGCGCCCGAGGGCUACCAGCUGGGCGGCUUCGUCGGCACCUGUGGCACGGAGGUCGACUCGGUGGGCGCGAUCUGGACGCGGAUCAAAGGCAGAGGACGAGGCCUAGGAUGA
Messenger RNA from Phytophthora sojae, 435 nucleotides. RefSeq lists its product as hypothetical. NCBI's taxonomy places the organism in Eukaryota, Oomycota, Peronosporomycetes, Peronosporales, Peronosporaceae. The record is from RefSeq and is a predicted model, not a curated record. The transcript has 2 exons. The coding region runs from base 1 to 435 and encodes 144 amino acids.